CCCACUGGUUAUCUGCCAACCUAAUCAAUGGCUCUAAAGCCCGAUCCCCGGAUCCGCACCCGAACCCGCAACUUCCCUGCAUGCUACCGCCACCGCACCCAAUCCUCUACCGGCAUUUGCGCCGCCUGCUUGCGCGAGCGGCUCUCCGGUGUCGACCCUUCCGCUGACCCGGAACUCUCCUCCUUGCCCAUCAAUCCCUCCUUGCUUCCCUCCGUCGCCGGAGAUGGUCGAUGCAGUGCUAGACUCGAUGGACGUCGGAGUAAAGCUGCCGCCGUAGGAGAUCCCUCUUCCUCCUUCGCGCCGGAUCUCCGACGGUGCAGGUCAGUUUCGGGCAUCCACCCGGAGGCUUCGUGUAGCUCCUCCGAGCCCCGUCGCACGUCUUGCGAUGUUAGGGAUCGGAACUCACUCGCGCUUCUGUUUGACAUCAACGACGGACCACCCUCCUCGGACGUCAAAGUGGAAACGAAGAACAUUGGAUUCUCCAGGUUAGGUCGUUUUGACGGAGAGCCAAUUAAAGAUGCAGAAAUUGGGGGAGAAGCUAGGGUUCCGAUUGACCCGAAUGUGAAUGAUGUUGACAUGGAAGGAGAGCUAAAGACGAUGAAGGAGUUUAUCGAUCUCGAAAUACAGAGUGGAAACCAGAGGCCAAAGGAUUUGAGAGUCUUUGCUGGCAAUUUCUGGGAAGCUGCCUCAGUUUUCAGCAAGAAAUUGCAAAAAUGGAGGCAUAAGCAACAUGGUAAGAGGAUCCAAAGUGGAGAAGAUGGUAACAGGGUUAGUUCAAAUGCUAAUACUAGUGAUGGGUUUUCUAUAAGAAAGAGUGGUAACCAAAAAACAGAGAAUCUGAGGGAAACACAAUCUGAUGUAGGGGAAAACGCGGUGGGUCGAAGAUCUUGUGACACUGAACCUAGAUUUUCUGUUGAAAACCCUCCCAUUAUGAUUGAUGAGCCAAGAGCAUCUUGGGAUGGCUAUUUAGCAGCUAGGAACAUUUCUGGGCAGUCUAAUUCAGAUUCUUCCUUCUCUCAGAGGGAGAGUUGUUCUGACAGGUCCAGUUCUGUACUGAGCUUUGACAAUAACAAAGGUUUGGGAUUAGAGUGCCAUCAUCAUCAGCAUCAUCUUGACUCUACUAAGUCUGCAAGCCUCAAGCUGGUCAUCACAGAGAAAGAGCUUAAAGAUUGGCACCUUAAGUCUGUCAAAGACCCUUCCUUUAAAUCUUUCGAACCUCCCCCCAAAGAAACCCCUCCUUCUCCUGCUGCUGCUGGAUCUUGUAACAACAAACACUCGAACAGAUCAACAAAGAAGAAUGCCACCACAUGGAAGAAGGUCUGGAAUGUGUUUGGUUUCAAGCAAAAACUCAGUGACACUAAAGGAGAAGUGCAAUCCAAUAAUUCGGAGAAGAAGCAAAACCCGGAGCUUGAGAAUCCGAUGAGGCUUGCACGUAGCAGUAGCGUUGUUAGAGCUAGAAAUUCGACCGAUAAGAUUGAUAUGAUUCCCGGUAGGCGUAGUGUUUCUGAAGGUGUUGGAUAUGGUUAUGCUAACAAUAAAGGGAGGUUUCUUCUAGCAGAGAGGAACAGAAAUGGGAAAUGUAAUUCUAGCAGCUUGGAUGGUGGUGGUGUACUGCCAUUUUAUUUGAUGCCACUGAGGACUUCUAGGAGCAAAAGUAGUAGUAGAAGUAUGCUGCUGAACUCUGAUUGUAUUUCUGAAAAUGUUCUGAAUUGAAUGGCAAAGUUACCAUAACUGUACCACCAUUGUUUAUCAAAUGCCAAAGAAUAUUGUAUUGUUAUCACACUUCUGUUUUCUGAGUUUGUUUUUGUACUGAAUAUAUUCUCUAUUGUGAA
Cuscuta campestris is the source of this 1832-nucleotide messenger RNA. Lineage: Eukaryota; Viridiplantae; Streptophyta; Magnoliopsida; Solanales; Convolvulaceae. The record is from the annotation of a GenBank genome assembly.